This is a messenger RNA of Geodia barretti, 528 nucleotides long. The record is from the annotation of a GenBank genome assembly. NCBI's taxonomy places the organism in Eukaryota, Metazoa, Porifera, Demospongiae, Tetractinellida, Geodiidae.
CUGUCCCUAAUACUGAACAUCACUGCAAACCAAGAUGGCCAAGUUCGUGGGAAAGACACUGGAAGAAAUUGCCGCUCUGCCAGUGUUUCCCGAGCCUGAGGAAACUGAUGGUGGUACUGUCAGUGCAGGCGGUCCUGGCUACGUGUAUUUCAUCACGGAAAGUGGACACACCAGUUAUUUCAAGGUCGGCAGGACCGUGAAUCCGAAAAUUCGCGCUGGGAAUCUUCAGACGGGGAAUCCUCGGGAGUUGACAAUGCAGGCAAUUGAAGUGCCUCAAAUGAAAGUUGAGGACCGUUUGAAGGAGGCUAUGGCGGCCAAGUACAAUAGAGCAAACGGAGGAAAAGAGUGGUUCUCUGGAAAUGUGGCAGAAGCCUACAAUCUGUUUCUGGCCAUUGUCAACGCUGCUUGAGGACUGCAACUUGACCUUGAACUACCGCCUAGAACUCAUAGAUUAUGAUGUACCUUUUAAUUGCUAAUUUUCUCAAAUCAGGGGCGAUGUCUACAUUAAUUUUAACACAGUAAAUCACA